GGGGUCUCCUCCGUGAGCUCCGGGCCUGUUUGCCUGCUGAAGUAGAGUCUUAGGGUGACCCCAGGGGGACGUAAUGUUUCCGAGAAGAAGGACAGAAAGAAGACUGGGAGACACCGGAACUCGAAAGAAAAUCGCAUACAGAAAGGCUGUACCUGGAGGAAGGAAGUGCGGAGCCAGCCUGAGUUGGGAGAAGAGCUCCAGAGAGUGUGAAUGACAGAGGUGGUGCCAUCCAGCGCGCUCAGCGAGGUCAGCCUGCGCCUCCUCUGCCACGAUGACAUAGACACUGUGAAGCACCUGUGUGGCGACUGGUUCCCCAUCGAGUACCCAGACUCAUGGUAUCGUGAUAUCACGUCCAACAAGAAGUUCUUUUCCCUUGCUGCAACCUACAGAGGUGCCAUUGUGGGAAUGAUAGUAGCUGAAAUUAAGAACAGGACCAAAAUACAUAAAGAGGAUGGAGAUAUUCUAGCAUCCAGCUUCUCUGUUGACACACAAGUCGCGUACAUCCUGAGUCUGGGUGUCGUGAAAGAGUUCAGGAAGCACGGCAUAGGUUCCCUCUUACUUGAAAGUUUAAAGGAUCACAUAUCAACCACCGCCCAGGACCACUGCAAAGCCAUUUACCUGCAUGUCCUCACCACCAACAACACAGCAAUAAACUUCUAUGAAAACAGAGACUUCAAGCAGCACCACUAUCUCCCCUAUUACUACUCCAUUCGAGGGGUCCUCAAAGAUGGCUUCACCUAUGUCCUCUACAUCAACGGCGGCCACCCUCCCUGGACGAUUUUGGACUACAUCCAGCACCUGGGCUCUGCACUAGCCAGCCUGAGCCCCUGCUCCAUUCCGCACAGAGUCUACCGCCAGGCCCACAGCCUGCUCUGCAGCUUCCUGCCAUGGUCGGGCAUCUCUUCCAAGAGUGGCAUCGAGUACAGCCGGACCAUGUGAUGUCGGCUGGGCAGCCGCCACCAGGCCCCACCCUUCGGCCCCCUGCA
Molecule: messenger RNA, 986 nt
Organism: Pan troglodytes (chimpanzee)
Lineage: Eukaryota; Metazoa; Chordata; Mammalia; Primates; Hominidae
Gene: NAA60
Product: N-alpha-acetyltransferase 60, NatF catalytic subunit
Exons: 7
Coding region: 211-939 (242 amino acids)
Biological process (GO): N-terminal peptidyl-methionine acetylation
Cellular component (GO): Golgi membrane
Molecular function (GO): protein-N-terminal amino-acid acetyltransferase activity; histone acetyltransferase activity
Source: RefSeq, a predicted model, not a curated record